This is a messenger RNA of Hypoxylon trugodes, 1372 nucleotides long. RefSeq names its product FMN-dependent alpha-hydroxy acid dehydrogenase. Lineage: Eukaryota; Fungi; Ascomycota; Sordariomycetes; Xylariales; Hypoxylaceae. Gene Ontology annotation, molecular function: FMN binding; oxidoreductase activity. The transcript is spliced from 4 exons. Bases 1 to 1146 code for a protein of 381 amino acids. The record is from RefSeq and is a predicted model, not a curated record.
AUGGCUCUCUCAAACAUGAUCUGUAUUCGCGACCUCGAAGUUGCUGCAAAGUCCAUUCUUAGUAAAACAGUAUUGGAAUAUUUCAACGAUGGCUCUGAAGAAGGACUUGCCGUGGCCUCAAACUUGUCAGCGUUUGACAAGUACAAGAUUCGACAAAGGGUUCUCAGGGAUGUUUCUAACGUCAAAACUGAGAAGAAGGCAUUUGGGAAAACCAUGUCUUUCCCACUAGCUAUCGCACCAUCUGGAAUGCAAUGCAUGGCCCACGAGAAUGGCGAGAGAGCGACCGCGAGAGCUGCUACUAAGGCGGGAGUUUUCAUGGGUGUAUCAACCUUUGCCACAACUGCGCUCGAGGAUGUCAAACGCUCGGGAGACGAAUUCGGCGAAAAUGUAUACUUGUUGCAGUUGUACAUCUUCAAGAAUCGCAAGACCACGGAAAACUUGGUCAAGCGUGCUGAAAAGGCUGGUUACAAGGGUAUUCUGCUCACCUGUGACACGCCUAAGUUGGGUAACCGUUAUAACAUGACUCGAAAUAACUUCAAGCUCCCUCCGCAUUUAAACUUGCCCAAUUUCGGCAAGGAAAAAGUUGGGCCACUUAUUCAACAUGUGGUUGGAGAUGGCAGCAAACAGGAAGAUGAUUCUAACAUCAACGAUGAUUCAAUAACUUGGGAUGAAGCCUUACCGUGGUUAAGGUCUAUUACCAACAUGGAAAUCUGGCUCAAGGGCAUAAGUACCGCGGAAGACGUGCGACUUGCAGCCCAGUCACCAGCAAAUGUGGCUGGUAUCGUUGUUUCCAAUCAUGGAGGUCGACAAUUGGAAUCUGCCAUGGCGACCUUGGAUUCACUACCCGAGUGCGUCCAAGCUGCAAAAUCAGGAAAUAGGCCAUUGCAAGUAUGGGUUGAUGGAGGUAUUAAAAAAGGUAGCGAUAUUUUCAAAGCGCUGGCUUUAGGGGCUGACGGGGUUAUGAUUGGAAGAAUUCCUCUGUGGGGGCUAGCAAUAGCUGGGGAACAGGGGGUUUCCAAAGCCCUGGAGAUACUGAAGGCAGAGUUCCAACAUACAAUGGCUCUGGCUGGGUGCAAGACUUUGUCAGAUAUUACACCUUCGAGUUUGGCGAGGGUUACAGAAGGAGGUUUUUAUGCGAAAUUGUAAUGAUAUUAAUGGACUUGUAAUGAGAAUUUCCAUACUAUUUAGUCGAAAUUGUGUUCCAGCCAUCUGUUCCUUGGCUUGGAAGGGGAGUUUUGAAGAUCAGUGCUUGACCGUGCGCUGAUGGCGUCGCUGUCCGCCCAAGCGUCAUCGCAUUGAGACAUUGGAAGAAAUAAUUACGCACAACUUUCCGCUCUUCAUAUUAUCACACGGAUGUGGAUUUUUUUGGGCC